GCUUUGGUGGGACUGUGAUGGCCGGAGAAAUGACGAUCUUAGGAUCAGCUGUUUUGACUCUCCUAUUGGCUGGCUAUUUGGCACAACAGUAUUUGCCCUUGCCUACUCCUAAAGUGAUUGGCAUUGACCUUGGUACAACAUACUGUUCUGUUGGGGUGUUUUUUCCUGGCACAGGAAAAGUGAAGGUCAUUCCAGAUGAAAAUGGGCAUAUCAGCAUACCCAGUAUGGUUUCCUUUACUGAAAAUGGUGUGUACGUGGGGUAUGAAAGCUUAGAGCUGGCAGAUUCAAUUCCUCAGAACACAAUAUAUGAUGCCAAACGAUUCAUAGGCAAGAUUUUUACCCCAGAAGAGCUGGAAGCUGAAAUUGUCAGAUACCCAUUUAAGGUUUUAAACAAAAAUGGAAUGGUAGAGUUUUCUGUGACAAGUAAUGAAACCAUCAGUGUCUCCCCAGAACAUGUUGGCUCUCAGCUGUUAUUGAAGUUAAAGAAAAUGGCAGAAGAAUAUCUAGGAAUGCCAGUUGCCAAUGCUGUCAUUUCUGUGCCAGCAGAAUUUGACCUAAGGCAGCGAAAUUCAACAGUUGAAGCUGCUAACCUUGCAGGACUGAAGAUCUUAAGAGUAAUAAAUGAGCCCACAGCAGCUGCUAUGGCCUAUGGUCUACAUAAGGCUGAAGUCUUUCACGUCUUGGUAAUAGAUUUGGGUGGAGGAACACUAGAUGUAUCAUUAUUAAAUAAACAAGGAGGAAUGUUUUUAACCCGAGCAAUGUCUGGAAACAAUAAACUUGGAGGACAAGACUUCAAUCAGCGAUUGCUCCAGUAUAUCUAUAAACAGAUCUAUCAAAUGUAUGGGUUCAUUCCUUCUAGAAAAGAGGAAAUCCACAGAUUAAGACAAGCUGUGGAAAUGGUGAAAUUAAACCUGACGCUUCAUCAGUCAGCACAGAUGUCCGUGUUACUCUCCGUGGAGGAGAAGGACAAAAGUGAACCUCAGAAAAGUGACACUGAGCUGGGAAAGGACACACUCUCUCCAGAACAGGACCGUCAUGUGAACAGGGUGUUUGGAGCUGAUCUGUCUGAUAAGAAGGGCAGAGAAAAUAAAAUUUUGUUUGAAACAGAAAUAUCACGGACACUCUUUGACACCCUCAAUGAAGAUCUAUUCCAGAAAAUACUAGUGCCCAUUCAACAAGUAUUAAAAGAAGGCCAUGUGGAGAAGACUGAGAUAGAUGAGGUGGUUUUAGUUGGAGGCUCUACACGUAUUCCUCGAAUCCGCCAGGUCAUUCAGGAGUUCUUUGGAAAGGAUCCCAACACUUCGGUAGACCCUGACCUAGCAGUGGUGACAGGAGUGGCUAUCCAAGCAGGAAUUGAUGGUGGCUCCUGGCCUCUCCAAGUCAGUGCUUUAGAAAUUCCCAAUAAGCAUGUACAAAAAACCAACUUCAACUGA
Messenger RNA from Elephantulus edwardii (Cape elephant shrew), 1433 nucleotides. It is a transcript of the gene HSPA13, whose product is annotated as heat shock protein 70kDa family, member 13. Gene Ontology annotation, molecular function: ATP hydrolysis activity; heat shock protein binding; ATP binding. The transcript has 5 exons. Gene Ontology annotation, biological process: vesicle-mediated transport; protein refolding; cellular response to unfolded protein. NCBI's taxonomy places the organism in Eukaryota, Metazoa, Chordata, Mammalia, Macroscelidea, Macroscelididae. Gene Ontology annotation, cellular component: nucleus; plasma membrane; cytoplasm. The record is from RefSeq and is a predicted model, not a curated record. The coding region runs from base 18 to 1433 and encodes 471 amino acids.